Messenger RNA from Medioppia subpectinata, 687 nucleotides. NCBI's taxonomy places the organism in Eukaryota, Metazoa, Arthropoda, Arachnida, Sarcoptiformes, Oppiidae. The record is from the annotation of a GenBank genome assembly.
AAAACCACUACUUAUUGUUUAUAAAUAUGUUAAUUAUUACUUAAAAUAUACUUUUUUGAAACAAAACACACUUUGAUUUCCCUGUGGUUUACGGCAUAAGAAAAUGCAUUUGUGUUUUGCAUUUGAAAAUAUAACAAAAAUAUUGCGAGAGGCGGAGAGAUAUAUUGUAUGAAUAUUUGUUGUGUUUAUAAUUAAUAAUAAUAAAUAAAUAACAACACGUUUAGCACCAACAUGUUCAUUUACUACAUUUGCAUAUACACUAUACUAUUGGCCGGGCAGUACACCCAGGGCUGCCAACUGGGCAACUGUCCCACACCCGAGUCAAUCACGCCCUGCUUGUGCCGUAAGGACUCCCGCGGCUGUCGACUAAUACAUUGUGACGGCUAUCGAGACAUAAAUCUCAAACAAGUAUUUAAAUCAAUGUCACGCGAACUGCACGGCAAUAAUCGGGAGUUACACGUAUUUUCCCUGACAAACACCCGGGUAACCGAAUUGCCCGAGAACGUAUUCGCCAGCAUCCAGUUUGACGUGAUCAAUAUAACCAACGCCUACAAUUUGCGCCGGAUAAAUUCAAAAGCGUUUUACUGUACCAACGCUGAGAUACAAUCAUUUAAACUGGAAAACACGCCGGUCAUUGUGGAGCACCCGGACUACGACCUGUUCCAAGCACUGGACAGUAUGGAGGGC